CGCCGUCAACAAAUGAGCCACCAGUAUUUGCCUACGCGUUGGCCUGCGCCUCUCCUUCCUGCACACUUUGUGCAGGUUGCUCUGCGUCUUGUGACUGCGAGGGAGGCUGGUCUCCCGAGCUACUGUCAUCUUUGCCGCUCGCAGCCGAAGCGGGCGCGGCUGAAGGAGUACCCUCGGGACCACUCGACGUCGCGCCAGAUGCAGCAGCAACAAGAUGAGGCUGGCUAGCAGCCACAGCAGCCGCGG
Messenger RNA from Schizophyllum commune H4-8, 246 nucleotides. RefSeq lists its product as uncharacterized. The transcript has a single exon. The record is from RefSeq and is a predicted model, not a curated record. Bases 13 to 228 code for a protein of 71 amino acids. NCBI's taxonomy places the organism in Eukaryota, Fungi, Basidiomycota, Agaricomycetes, Agaricales, Schizophyllaceae.